Limanda limanda (common dab) is the source of this 1740-nucleotide messenger RNA. RefSeq names its product neuron-derived neurotrophic factor, like (gene ndnfl). The record is from RefSeq and is a predicted model, not a curated record. The transcript has 3 exons. Lineage: Eukaryota; Metazoa; Chordata; Actinopteri; Pleuronectiformes; Pleuronectidae. Gene Ontology annotation, biological process: extracellular matrix organization. Gene Ontology annotation, molecular function: protein binding. Bases 1 to 1740 code for a protein of 579 amino acids.
AUGGCACUGAUGUCCGUGUCCUGGUGUGUCGCUGCAGCGUUGGCUCUGCUCUGUGGCUCGUCGUGGCCCCAGGUGCACGCAGCUCUGGCCCCUGAGAACGAGGUACCACUUCGCCCCACCACAUGGUUACAAGAGGGAAAGCUCACCUCCAUCCCUCUCCCCAAAGGACGAACUCGCAGGCUGUACUUCACGCUGAAGAAGAAGAACCAGGCGAUGGCGCUGACCGUCAGCCCCUGUGACCGGCCCAUCGAGUGGAGCCUGGCCGCCCGCACCCUGAAGGACAAGCCGCUCAAGAGCCUGCAGUGGAGCAGCAAGAAGAGCACGCCCGAGGUGUGGUGGCGAGGUCCUGGCUCUGAGGAGAAGCUCCACAGCUUCACUGGCAAUGCGGUGGACACCUACAGAGGACCUUCCAAUGCCCAGGCUUCCAUCUACAUCCUGAGGCUGCGCUCCAAACAGCACAACACCAGAGCCACAGUUUCCCUCCACGAAGGCCUGGGGCCCUCAGGGACCUUCCCUCUGCUCCCGGCCGACCCUCAAGUCCACACGUUGGGUGUCGGCAUGACCAGCGUCACCCUCAGCUGGGCGCCCAGUGCCUCCAUAACCGGCCUGCCCCAAACCCAGAAGAGUUAUGAUUACUGUGUCCUCGUCAACUCUGAGCAGAACUACCCCAGCAUGUGUGCGGCCGGUGAGAGCAGGAGGAAGGAGAAAGAGCAGAAACAGGACAAGAAGGUGAAGAAGAGGAGAGUGACAGCGUGGCCGAUUCUGAAAGAGUGGUGGUGGCAGCAGUGGGACACGGAUCCCGAACCCCAGAGUCCAACGUCUGACGAGUUCCCUGACCUCCAGUGUGUGUGUCAGGGCACAGAGAGUGUGUGCACGGUCUCCGAGCUCCUGCCUGAAACCCAGUACUACUUUGACGUCUUUGUGCUGGACCGGCUGAACGGCACCAGCAUGGCGUACAAGGGGACGUCCGCUCGGACGCACGAGGAGGCUCGGCCAACCAUCACCACGCUGAGAGAGGGGGAGCUGAGGUGGGUGACCUUUCCCAACCGAGGCUCUAACUCAGAGCAGUUCUUCAGCUUCCGUCCUCGUGGCUGGCAACAGAGCGGUCUCCUGACGCUGCAGAGCUGCGGUGUUGGCGAGAAGGUCAAGGUCACCGUGUCCAGUAAAGGUCAGGUUUUGACCUCCCAGGGUGUGGGGGGAGAGUUGGUGCACAUUUGGCUGCAGGGAAGUCCCACGUACCUCAUCAACUUAAAGAGAGAAGGAACCCCGAGCAGUUCUUCUUCUACAGAUCUCGCUCUGCCAGGAGGUCUGAUGGCUUCGGUGAAGAUGCAGACCUCCUCAGCGUACCACCGCAAAGGGGUCCCGUCUCUACCCUCCACCCUGCAGAUCAAAUCCUUCAACCGGUUGCGUGGUUGCAACAGUGUCACGCUGGCCUGGAUGGGCACCGAGGAAAGAAGCCUGUACUGCGUGUACCGCCGGAAGCUGGGAAGCAGUGACGCUGAGGUCGGGGGGGCUUCAGCUUUAACUGCUCCCUGUCUGGGGCCAGAGUCCCGCUCCGACACCGAGAGGGUUCUCUGCAAGUAUUUCCAGGAGUUGAAUCCUCGGCGGGCCGUGACUACGGCUGUGAUCGGGGGCCUGGAGCAAGGGAUGGCCUAUGUGUUUGAUGUCUAUCUAAUGAGACGCUGGGGGAUCCCUAUCAAGUACGCCAGCAAGAUGGUGAAGACCAGGAAGGAGUGCUGA